CCCCCUAUUUAAAUACAGAGAGCAGGUGAAGCCAGACACUCUCUUGUUCUCUGUCUCUGUCUCUCCAGGGAGCUUCCCUUCCUCAUUACCUUUCCGGAACCUCAGGGUCAACAGCUAGCUAAGCAGACAUGUGCGAUGAGGAGGAGACCACAGCCUUGGUGUGUGAUAACGGCUCCGGCCUGGUGAAGGCGGGCUUCGCUGGGGAUGAUGCCCCCAGAGCCGUGUUCCCUUCUAUCGUUGGCCGUCCCCGUCACCAGGGUGUGAUGGUGGGUAUGGGUCAGAAGGACAGCUACGUAGGAGACGAGGCCCAGAGCAAGAGAGGUAUCCUGACUCUGAAGUACCCCAUUGAGCACGGCAUCAUCACUAACUGGGACGACAUGGAGAAGAUCUGGCACCACACCUUCUAUAACGAGCUCCGUGUGGCCCCUGAGGAGCACCCCACCCUGCUCACAGAGGCCCCCCUCAACCCCAAGGCUAACAGGGAGAAGAUGACCCAGAUCAUGUUUGAGACCUUCAACGUUCCAGCCAUGUACGUGGCCAUCCAGGCAGUACUGUCCCUCUACGCCUCUGGUCGUACCACUGGUAUUGUGCUGGAUGCUGGUGAUGGUGUGACCCACAACGUGCCAGUGUACGAGGGCUAUGCCCUGCCCCACGCCAUCAUGAGACUGGACUUGGCCGGCAGAGACCUGACUGACUACCUCAUGAAGAUUCUCACAGAGAGAGGCUACUCUUUCGUCACCACUGCCGAACGUGAGAUCGUGCGUGACAUCAAGGAGAAGCUGUGCUACGUGGCUCUGGACUUUGAGAAUGAGAUGGCCACCGCCGCUUCCUCAUCCUCCCUGGAGAAGAGCUACGAGCUUCCCGACGGUCAAGUCAUCACCAUUGGUAACGAGAGGUUCCGUUGCCCAGAGACCCUCUUCCAGCCUUCCUUCAUCGGAAUGGAGUCUGCUGGCAUCCAUGAAACCACCUACAACGGCAUCAUGAAAUGUGACAUUGACAUCCGUAAGGAUCUGUACGCCAACAACGUCCUGUCAGGUGGUACCACCAUGUACCCUGGUAUCGGUGAUCGCAUGCAGAAGGAGAUCACAGCCCUUGCCCCAUCCACCAUGAAGAUCAAGAUGAUCGCCCCCCCUGAGCGUAAGUACUCAGUCUGGAUCGGAGGCUCCAUCCUUGCCUCUUUGUCCACCUUCCAGGCCAUGUGGAUCAGCAAAGAUGAGUACGAGGAGGCCGGACCCUCAAUCGUCCACCGAAAGUGCUUCUAAAGUCCCCCACCCCUCCCUUUGUUCUUUACCCGAUCUCUUUCUCUUCUUUCUACUUAACCUCUGUCUUCCUCUAAACCCCCCAACCCCAUCCAAUGCCAUGUUCCCCCCAGGCUUACCUAUUUCUUGUUCCUCCAAACCACUGAGGCCCAUGUAAAAUCCUAAUGUCCCCAAACACUUCAAAGACUUUCUAGUUUGGAUAUGUUGCUAAAUAAAUGACAUCUGCCUUUUGA
Molecule: messenger RNA, 1492 nt
Organism: Hypomesus transpacificus
Lineage: Eukaryota; Metazoa; Chordata; Actinopteri; Osmeriformes; Osmeridae
Gene: acte1
Product: actin, epsilon 1
Exons: 9
Coding region: 129-1262 (377 amino acids)
Source: RefSeq, a predicted model, not a curated record